Molecule: messenger RNA, 2865 nt
Organism: Cokeromyces recurvatus
Lineage: Eukaryota; Fungi; Mucoromycota; Mucoromycetes; Mucorales; Mucoraceae
Exons: 1
Coding region: 297-2723 (808 amino acids)
Source: RefSeq, a predicted model, not a curated record
AAAAACAUAGGAGCUGUUUCCUCUGUUUGGUCUAAUAAAUUCAUUCAAAAAGACAGUAAUAAUUCAGGAGGUAAAAAAAAAAAAUUAAAAAAUUAAAAACCUUCUCGUUUCCUCACUGUUUCAUUUUAUCUAAAAAAAAUGGAAGGAACCUCCUUAUAAUAAAUAUUUAAUACUUAUAUAUUAUUGUUAUAGGUACUCGUCAAAUUUCUUCAUCUCAACAUACUCCUCCAAGGUCACCUAACUCAAAUGAUACUUUCGGAACUCGCAUUCGUACCUCUUCAACAAUUACAAAAAAGAUGGUCGAUGAUGUCUCAGCUGCACUUGAAUCUCAUAAACUAUCUCCUACCGGGGCUAAAAAACUACAACAACAAGAAGAAAAGUCUUCUUUAGUUUUCCCAUCCCAGUUAGACAUGAAAAAUACAGUAGAACAGAAUGAUACCAAAUUAACUAUACCUGUUGUUAAGCCAUCUACAACAACAACAACAACAACAACAACAACAACAACAACAGCAGCAGCAGCAGCAGAAACAGCAACAACAGCAGAAACAGCAACAACAGCAGAAACAGCAACAACAGCAGAAGCAGCAACAGCAGCAGAAACAGCAACAGCAACAACAACAGCGACAAUAACUCAAACUGCCCCUACAACUCCAUCUACUUUACCUUGUUAUGUCACAAAAGUGACAGAUAUUGCUACAAGCACUAUUCAAGACAAAACUACCGUUCCUCAUCAAGAAGCGGCUGCUCUUUGGUUUCAAUAUGAGACUCUAAAGACACAGUAUGCUCAAGCAACUGCUCGUCUUAAGAAGGCUCAAGAAGAGAUUGAGUUCUAUAAACGUCAGCUUAAACAGCAACAAGAGCUUCUUAAAGAUACCGUUCCUCAUCAAGAAGCAGCUGCUCUCUGGUUUGAAUGCGAAACUUACAAGACUCGACAUGCUCAAGCAAUGUCUCGUGUUAAGAAAGCUCAAGAAGAAAUUGAGUUUUAUAAGCGUCAAUUAGAAAAUCAAAAAGAAGUUCUUGAACGUCAAUCUGAAGAUACUGUUUCUCGUGAUGAAGCUGCCUCUCUUUGGUUCGAAUGUGAAACCCUCAAGACUAAAUUUGCUCAAAAUAAUGCUCGUCUAAAUCGUGCCAAGGAGGAUAUUGAAUUCUACAGGCAUCAACUAGAAUUUCAAGACGAAAAAAACCGUAAAAGUAUAGCUACCCUCGAGGAAGAUAGAGAAAAGGAAACCGAACGUAGUCGUCAACUUGCUGAUCUUCUCAUUAAACAAGAUAAAUUAUUAAAUGAGUAUGAAGAGAGCUUAAGUCAUUUAACCCGUUUAACCGACGAAGCUAGUUACUUGAAGGAGACUCAAACAGAGAUGGAUAGCUUGCGUCAAGAGUUGAUUGCCCUCAAGAAAGGAAAGAGCGUUAUGGAGGACACCAUUAAUGCCUUAUGUGCCGAGUUAGAAUUGAGUCAAGGUCAGAUGAAAUUGAUAAUGACUGUAUCCACAGAGAUUCAAGACGAAUUUGAUCGUUACAAGGAUAAGAUGGAUCACGAAAUAAAGGCUCUUUUAAUUAGAAAGCAAUUUGAGCAUGAAGCUGAAAUCAAAAACCUGAAAGAAAAAUUAGUGUCUAAUUCUGAAAGUAAGGUAGCUAAAGAGCCUAUAAUAGAUCAAGUGAAUUCCUUAAAGGAGGCUCUCGAACAAAAAGAUAAAACAAUCUUGGACUUGCAAACUGAACUUAGAAAUCAAAAGAUAUCUAUGGAAGCUCAAAUGAUGAAACUUACACAAAGUAUUCUCGAAAAAGAUACCCUCUUAACGGAACUCAUGAGUAGUCGUGAUACAAGUCGUGAAACAAUUGGUCAACAAAAGCAAGUCUCUCUCAAUCACGAUACAAACUCUGCUAUUCCUCUCUCUACUACAAAAGCCUUUUAUCAUGAUGAAAAGAGUUCUGAAACUCAUUUACAUAUUUCCCAAAUUCGUGACUUUAUAAACACUGCCUCAGACAAUGAUGAUGAUAAUGAUGAUGACGAUGCUGAUUCUAUUUUGAUGCGCUAUACCUCUGAAGAUGAACAAAAAUCUAUUUAUCAACAACGUAGUCAUUAUCAUCAAUUACUUGAUUCUGAAAGUCAUCUCAGUAGUGUUUCUCAAAGCCCCAGUGAGUGCUCUGCUUCAUCUAAUAGUAGUACUAUUAGUUUUGAUUCCUAUGAAGAAGAAGAACAAAUUGCUGAAAUCAAACACUUUUCUUACUCGUCUGCCAAGUCACAACAAGUGAGGCCUGUCUCCUUGAUUAGUGCUGCUGAAUCGCUUACAGAUGAACACACGGAUUUAAUUCAUAAUGGUAAUAACCGAUUUAGUAAUGCCACUACAAACCACUUUAAUCUUAUCAAAGACACAAAUGCUACAACAAACUGGUCUAUGCCUCUUGCUCCUCCACCGAAUGAACCUUUACCCCCUGUCCCUGUAAAUGAAGAAGAAAGUAACUUGACAAAGGCAAUAACAACACCUGUUGUUCCUAGAUAUCGUCCUAGAUCAUCUACAAUGGGUCAAGCAAAUGAACUACCACGUAUUAUUCCAUUACAAAAAGAAAAGUCUGAAACCGAGCCCGUGCCACCUCCUCGUAAGGAACUUCUUUCAUUAAAAUCAAGUACAAGGUGGAUGGAUGAUCCUGAUAGUGAAGAGGAUGAACUAUGGUGUGAUCCCACUUCCAAGUAUACUAACUGGAACACUGUGCCUGCCAUAUAAUAAUACAUAUCACUUUAUUAUUAUUGUUAUAUUUCCCCUCCUCCCUGCUCCUCCCUCCCUUUCACCGUUGUAAGUCUAGAACAUAUCUUUCUUAUUCGGAAUUAUAUAUGUGUAUAUGAAUAUUUUAUAUAUAUUUUUUUUU